AUGAUGUCAAGCAGCGUGAGCUGUUCUGCUGUCACUUCACAAAGACUUUCUCGUUCUGCUAUCCAAACUCCUACUCUAUGGCUAUAUCGUAGAGGAUAUGCUACCCCCGCAGGCGGUGGACCCGGUGGUUAUGUAGCUGCCAUCAAAGCUGCUCAGCUAGGAAUGAAAACUGCUUGUAUCGAAGGUCGUGGUGCUUUGGGAGGAACAUGUCUGAAUGUUGGGUGCAUACCUUCAAAAUCCCUGCUAAACAACUCGCACUUAUAUCAUGUCGCCACUCACGAAUUCGAAAAGAGAGGCAUCGAUGUCUCUGGAAUCAAGCUGAAUCUCGCACAGAUGCUCAAGCAGAAAGACAAAUCUGUCACAACUUUGACCAAGGGUAUAGAAUUACUCUUCAAGAAAAACAAGGCCGAGUAUAUCAAGGGAUGGGGUUCAUUGGUCAACCCUCAUGAAAUCUCUGUUACUGGUGCCGAUGGUUCCACUUCUGUUGUAAAGGCAAAGAAUAUCGUUAUCGCUACUGGAUCAGAGUCUUCGCCAUUCCCUGGUAUUGAGGUUGAUGAGAAAGCGGUUGUCACAUCGACAGGAGCUCUUACGCUGGAGAAAGUGCCGCAAAAGAUGAUUGUCAUUGGUGGUGGUGUUAUUGGUUUGGAGUUGGGUUCUGUUUGGUCUAGAUUAGGCUCUGAGGUCACUUGUGUUGAAUUCUUGGGGGCUAUUGGAGGAAUGGGAAUGGAUUCCGAUAUCUCUAAAGCAUUCCAAAAAUCAUUGACGAAACAAGGCAUGAAAUUCAAACUCAACACCAAAGUCAUCUCUGCCAAGAAGAAUGCUGCUGGAAAAGUAGAUGUUGUUGUUGAAGCAGCUGCUGGUGGUGCACAAGAAAAGAUGGAGGUUGACGUCGUGCUGGUCUCAAUUGGUCGAAAACCAUACACCAAGGGCUUGAACCUUGAAAAGGUUGGCGUAGCCAUGGAUCCCAAAGGUCGAGUCAUCACCUCUCACGACUUUUCAACAAACAUACCAUCCAUUCGAGCCAUUGGAGAUGUCAUUACUGGUCCAAUGUUGGCUCACAAGGCUGAAGAAGAGGGUAUAGCCGUCGUUGAAUUCAUGCAUAAUGGCGUCGGACAUGUCAACUAUGAUGCCAUUCCUUCCGUUGUGUACACAUGGCCUGAAGUUGCUUGGGUCGGAAAGACUGAAGAUGAACUGAAAAAGGCUGGAGUGCAGUAUCGUAUUGGGUCCUUCCCUUUUGCUGCCAAUUCAAGAGCCAAGACUGUUGAUGACGCCGAAGGUACCAUCAAGGUUAUCAGUGAUGCCAAGACUGAUAGAAUAUUAGGUGUCCAUAUGUUUGGAGCAAAUGCUGGUGAAUUGAUUGCUGAAGCAGUUUUAGCAGUCGAAUAUGGUGCUUCUUCUGAAGAUGUUGCAAGGACGGCACAUGCGCACCCUACGCUUGCUGAAGCUUUCAAGGAAGCUUGUAUGGCUGCUUAUGGUAAAGCCAUACAUUUCUAG
This is a messenger RNA of Synchytrium microbalum, 1494 nucleotides long. RefSeq names its product dihydrolipoyl dehydrogenase. NCBI's taxonomy places the organism in Eukaryota, Fungi, Chytridiomycota, Chytridiomycetes, Synchytriales, Synchytriaceae. Bases 1 to 1494 code for a protein of 497 amino acids. The record is from RefSeq and is a predicted model, not a curated record. Gene Ontology annotation, molecular function: flavin adenine dinucleotide binding; dihydrolipoyl dehydrogenase (NADH) activity. The transcript is spliced from 11 exons. Gene Ontology annotation, cellular component: oxoglutarate dehydrogenase complex; mitochondrion.